UCAUCUUGAAGAAAUAAAAAAGGAUCUCAAAGAUGGCCAGCUGAAAGAUAACCUUAGCUGGAAARAGAAUAUAGGAAAGUACAGACGAUUUCUCCUUUAUGUAGCACAAAAUGCAACUUGGAAAUGGCAAAAAAUCGGGGGAAUGCUUGAUAUUAAACAUAACAAGUUAGAUAGUUUGAGAUGUGAUUAUCAAUCUGAAGGCAACGCAGAACAAACGUACCAAAUGUUGGUUUACUGGACACAGAGUGACAAGAAUCCGUCCUUAGAGAAACUUGUAGUCGCAUUAAUUGAAAUCACCGAUGAUGUCAAAGAUGUUUGGAAAUUUCUUGGGAGGUACCUUGGCAUUGAUGAAAGCACCAUCCACUCCAUAAAGAUGGAUAAUCGUGACAAUACCCGGGAACAGGCUAGGCAGAUGUUUGUCAAGUGGAAGCAGAGUAACGGCCGUCGUGCAACAACAGGGGUUCUUAUUAAUGCACUUCGUGAUGUUAGAAAAUCAAAUGUCGUAACAAACGUUCAAGUAUGGGAAAGACAAACCCAGUUAUUUWAGAAGUCAACUUCAACCAGUUUCUAGUGUAGAUGUCAAGUGAUCGUGAUGGCCUGUAUUCAUUCCUUGUAAAAGAUUAUCAAAACGUCCAAUAGGAAUGCUUAUCGGCCAGGUUGGUAAUGGAGUUAUACUACAAGGUAGAAGAGAACCGUUACCAACAUCAUGGCAGUUAUGAACGUUAAAAAUAUUGCGCUAAAAGCACACGAUACAUUGAUCUGUAUACUGAGGUUAGUUAGUAAAUUAAAUUAAAUAUUUGGCACAAAUAGAAUUUUUAUGUGUCAUGCCGAUCUUUUUAAUUACGUACGUUAUGUAGCACGUAAACCUCAUGCGAUCGGAAUGAAUGUAAAAUUACUAUCCAUAUUUAGUCUAUCUCUUAUGUAACCGCAAGUGAAAGUAAAAUUACUAUCCAUAUUUAGUCAGCUAUCUCUUAUGUAAUCGAAAUGAAUGUAAAAUUACUAUCCAUAUUUAGUCAUAUAUCUCCUAUGUAAUCGAAAUGAAUGUAAAAUUACUAUCCAUAUUUAGUCAUAUAUCUCCUAUGUAAUCGAAAUGAAUAUAAAAUUACUAUCCAUA
Actinia tenebrosa (Australian red waratah sea anemone) is the source of this 1114-nucleotide messenger RNA. RefSeq lists its product as uncharacterized. NCBI's taxonomy places the organism in Eukaryota, Metazoa, Cnidaria, Anthozoa, Actiniaria, Actiniidae. Gene Ontology annotation, biological process: signal transduction. Gene Ontology annotation, molecular function: protein binding. The record is from RefSeq and is a predicted model, not a curated record.